Messenger RNA from Letharia lupina, 396 nucleotides. RefSeq lists its product as uncharacterized. Bases 1 to 396 code for a protein of 131 amino acids. The record is from RefSeq and is a predicted model, not a curated record. NCBI's taxonomy places the organism in Eukaryota, Fungi, Ascomycota, Lecanoromycetes, Lecanorales, Parmeliaceae. The transcript is spliced from 3 exons.
AUGGCUUUACCCAUAGAGGCACAUUGGAUAGCUUUCUUGUCUGGUCCACCUUCUGCAGAGAGCUUCAUACGCACGACUUCGACCGAAGGUCGAGUAGUUCGUAUCUACACGUGGGUUACCGAUCGACGAGGAAUGAACAACGAAGCCCAAAUUCGCCGAUCGACCAAGUCAGUGGUCCUAGGGAAGGCGAAGGUGAUGAGCUAUGAGGACCUCAGCGAGGCACGAGUGAAGCGUGCUGCGAAAGAUAAAGCUAGCGAGGGCAAGGGAAAACGCGGUCGUAAGCGCAAGAGUCCUGCACCAGAGCCAAAGACCAAAGUGGCGCGGAUGAGCGAAGUGCCAGAGCCAUGGAGGGCCCCGGUGGCGCGGAUGGUCGUGGAAGAUUGGAUUGCCGCAUAA